AUGCCCCUGAAAGUCAUCAUUGUUGGAGCAGGUUUGGGCGGUUUGGCCACGGCGAUUGCGUUGACCAGGGCUGGGCACGAUGUUGAGGUAUAUGAGAAGUCUUCUUUUCAUAACGAAGUGGGUGCAGCGAUACACCUGGCACCGAAUGCCACCCGCAUCCUGAAUGCAUGGGGUUUCAACCUGCAGAAAAUGAAUCCUUCCCCCUGUAAUCACUUGAGCGUGUGGGGGAGCCAAGGCAACCUCAUUGCCAAAGUAGCAGACACCGAGGAGUUGCAGAAGAAAUUGAACAUCAACGACCCGUGGUUGUUGGUGCACCGCGUAGAUCUCCACAAUGCUUUGCGGGAGAAGGCAGAAGAAGGAUUUGGGGGAAAGAAGCCGAAGAUACACUUGUCAUGCCCAGUGAAAUCAGUUGACUCUUCGACCGGAAAAGUAUUCCUUGAGAACGGGAAAACGCUUCAAGCCGAUCUUAUCAUCGGUGCAGACGGAUCUCGAACCAUAGAGAGUGUCACUCACGAAGCGAAGAAGAUAAUCAGUACCGGCCAGAACUGCUUCCGCUUCUUGGUGCCGACAGCGAAGCUGCAGGCGAAUCCGAUCACCAAGAAGCUCGUUGACCAAAUUGGGUUGCAGUCUCUCAACUCCUUCGGCGACAAGAAGCGAAAAUUAGUUAUAUACCCGUGUCGAUCAGGAACACUUAUGAACAUGGUCAUGUUCUAUCCAGAGCAUGGUGACGUCCAAGUAAAGGAAUCGUCAUGGUUGAACUCGGGAAACCUUGACGACCUGAAGGAACAAACGCAGAGCUUCAGUCCCGAGUUACGCGAGUUGUGUAGCAUGGCUGAGGAUCUCAAACUUUGGAGUUUAGCAUCCAGAGAUCCAUUGCCCCGCUUUUACGACGGUAAACUUGCGCUUAUCGGAGAUGCAGCCCAUCCCACGCUCCCUCACCAAGGCCAAGGCGGCGCGCAAGCUUUCGAGGAUGCUGCAGCCCUGGGAGCGCUGUUCACAUCGGAUACAAAGGUGGAUGAUAUUACCAAGAAACUGAGCUUGUACAACGAUGUUCGGUACAGACAGGCUGUCACGCUACUGUUCAUGUCGAGGGUUGACGGUCCAUACACGGAUACCGUGAUGGGAGAUUUGAGAAGGUUUGUUCCUGACGCGGAGAAGCCCGAGAACAUCUGGCUGUUCGCGUGGAAUUCCUUCCCUGUCAAGGACGCACAACGGCGUCUGCAAGCAUCCCUGUAG
Molecule: messenger RNA, 1236 nt
Organism: Ascochyta rabiei
Lineage: Eukaryota; Fungi; Ascomycota; Dothideomycetes; Pleosporales; Didymellaceae
Product: Salicylate 1-monooxygenase
Exons: 6
Coding region: 1-1236 (411 amino acids)
Molecular function (GO): monooxygenase activity; FAD binding
Source: RefSeq, a predicted model, not a curated record